AUGAAUAAAUCCAAGUCAAAACUAUCGCCUUUCUCGGCACUUAAACAAUCCAGUCCACUAAGAAAUCUUAGACCACCUCAACGAGAUGAAUCGCCCAAGGAAGGACCAAUUACUAGAUCCCGAACUGCCUCUUCGAGGCCCAGAAAGAUGGACGAGGCAGACAAGCCAGAAGCAUCGAGUCGGAAACGAGUGGAGAAGAGUGAAGAGAGGACCUCUAAGGAGUUCACAAACAGACCCUACAAUCACAGAAGAAGUAAAAUUGUAACACAUGCAAAGGAUUCAGAAGUACGGACAAAAGAUCAAACCAAAUAUUCUGAUUACCGCAGGAGACAUUCCGAGUACCGACCUAGAGAUUCGACACAAUUCCAUUUUCAACUGAAAGAAUCCCCAAAGAAAGAUUCAAAAUCAAAAAAUGAUCCAAAUCCUGGAAGUAUUUUCCCACGAAGGUCCUCUGCAAUGUCUUAUGCGGAUUUGCAUAUGUUUGAUCCAACUGUUCCGCCACCAAAUUUCUCUAAGCCUCUUCCUGAUUUUUCUGGCAAUACUGUCAAUGUUCCGCCUCCUCCCAUUUCUGGAACCUCAAAAUUUUCCCAACCAGGACCUUCUAAAGCUUCCACUUUUAGAUUUGAAUUGCCACAGGAGACUUUCCCUGUCACCUCUAAAGCCUCUACCUCAAAAUUGUCCCAAAAGCCCGCUGGGGACGGCAAAAGUGCUCAGGAAAUUCUGAAGGAAUUCCUCAAGAAGCGUGGCUACAGCACACAAAAACGUCCAAAACCGACACCUACACCAGAUGAUGAUGCAAUGGAAGUAGAAGAGGGGCCAAAGAUGAACAUUGCUCUGGCACAGGCUAUCCUUGAACAAUGUCGAGUUAUAGAAGAGAAGAUCUCCAAGCUAAGGGCACAUAUGGUGGCAGAAGUUGAUACCAUUCCGGACUAUGAGUGGGAAAUGAAGAGUCAGCAGAUGACUAUCUAUCGGAUGGAGAUUUGUGAGAUAUUGGACCCUAUUCUAGCACCGGGUGCUAUUGAGAUGCUCCAGGAGAGGCUUAAAGCACGUCAGGCCAAGCGGGAAUGGUUCCACAAGAAAAAUGCUGUCUAUAGGAGUCAGAAGCAGAUGGAGAAGGAGCGUAGGAUUCGCACAAAGGCCUUCAUUGAUGAGUGGAAUGAGAAAUUGAGGCAAAUGGAGGAUGAGAAGAGAGACAAGGAACUGGAGAAGCAAGCAGCCAAGGAGCUUCUCGUGGAUGUCACAAAGAGAAUCAGAGAGACCAAAAAGUUUAUUGAAAUCUUUGGACGUCUCAAGCAACUCUCAUUGGUGCGUAUUGUAGCAGAUGGUCAGAAUACUGGAGCUCCAGCUGAGGAUUUUAUGAAGAAAAUGGAUGAACUUCAAGCUGUUUGGGAGGAUCUUCUUGUGGAAUAUCAAGAGGAAAAAAUCACACUUGAUACCAUCCUCGAUCGUCGUACUUCACAUGUUCCUCUGCCGCCAGAACCAAAGUCCAUCCAGGCACAGUGGCUGGAGACGAUUUUUGGCGCCGAUAGCAUCUAUGAUGAUAACAAUCCACUCCUGAUCGCUGAACGUGAUAUCAGUAAUUUCUUUCACAUACGCGCACUCUGGGAUCGAUGUAUUGUGCCCGAUGGAGCUCCACCGGACAUGGGAUCAUCCAUUCCACUCUUCUGGGCUUUACCCUCACGCAAUUCCACAUCCCAGUGGUGGCCAUACCUUCAGAAGAAUUCGAACUGAUACCCCAGAGAUUGACGAAGAAAAUCAGUGAAAUUCACAAAUUUUCUUACACUCCUUUAUUUUUUUUUUAAAUUAACAAUUUCUUUAGUCUUGUAGACACAGUGUGAAGUAUAUUUCUUAUUUCUUUAACAAAUGAAUUCUAUAAUUAAUUAUUUUUGACGAUCUCUUACAUGUAUUAGUCUCUAAUCUAAUAUGCGAUAAUUUCUGAAAUAAAAGUUACAUGAAUUUCUUAAAA
This is a messenger RNA of Phlebotomus papatasi, 1966 nucleotides long. RefSeq lists its product as uncharacterized. The coding region runs from base 1 to 1731 and encodes 576 amino acids. Lineage: Eukaryota; Metazoa; Arthropoda; Insecta; Diptera; Psychodidae. The transcript has 2 exons. The record is from RefSeq and is a predicted model, not a curated record.